This is a messenger RNA of Nerophis ophidion (straightnose pipefish), 3081 nucleotides long. RefSeq names its product K(lysine) acetyltransferase 2B (gene kat2b). The transcript is spliced from 17 exons. Gene Ontology annotation, biological process: positive regulation of transcription by RNA polymerase II; chromatin remodeling. The record is from RefSeq and is a predicted model, not a curated record. The coding region runs from base 293 to 2731 and encodes 812 amino acids. Gene Ontology annotation, cellular component: nucleus; histone acetyltransferase complex. Gene Ontology annotation, molecular function: histone H3 acetyltransferase activity; protein binding. Lineage: Eukaryota; Metazoa; Chordata; Actinopteri; Syngnathiformes; Syngnathidae.
GACUUAUUUUUAACAUUAUUAUGACUGAGCGGUUACAACGAAUAUCGCAUGCUUUUAUUUUGAAAAGGUUUGAAGCUAACGUUGAAGUGCUUUGCACGGAAGUAGCUGUGUCCUCUCAGCAGCGCCCCCAGCGGAGGCGAGUGUCCCUGCAGGCGAGCAGUGGCAAAGGACGCUGUCCGCCAUGUCUGAUCGUCGUGCGGAGGACUAGCACGCGCAGAGACCCUCCCUCAUCCCAGGCGGCGGUUAAGGGAGGGGGGCGGGAGGUCGGACCCUCACCACCACCACCACCACCAUGGCUGACAGCGCGGGGAUCCAGCAAGGCUCCCCGGCCAUCGGCGCCGUGGGCUCGGCCCCGGCCGCUCCGGGCCCCGGGGGCGCGGAGGGCUCCGGCGCCGCUGGGGGCUCCGCGCGGAUCUCCGUGAAGAAGGCGCAGCUCCGCUCCUCGCCGCGGCCCAAGAAGCUGGAGAAGCUCGGCGUGUAUUCGUCCUGCAAGGCUGAGGGAGCGUGUAAGUGCAACGGCUGGAAGAGUCAGAACCUGCCCCCCACGCCGCCGUGCAGCGAGCAGCCGCCCGCCAGCGCCAACCUCCAGGAGCCCUGCCGCAGCUGCUCGCACGCUUUGGGCGACCACGUGACCCACCUGGAGCACGUCUCUGAGGACGAGAUCAACCGACUGCUGGGCAUCGUGCUGGACGUGGAGUACCUGAACACGUGCGUGCACAAGGAGGAGGACGCCGACACCAAGCAGGUCUACUUCUCGCUCUUUAAGCUGCUGAGGAAAUCCAUCCUGCAGAUGGGCAAACCCACACUGGAAGCACAGGAGAGCCCGCCUUUCGAACGCCCCAGCAUCGAGCAGGGCGUCAACAACUUUGUCCAGUACAAAUUCAGCCACCUGCCGUCCAAAGAGCGUCAAACCAUCGUGGAGUUGGCCAAGAUGUUCCUCAACCAGAUCAAUUACUGGCAUCUGGAGACGCCCUCGCAGAGGCGCCAGAGACUCCCCAACGACGACGCGGCGGGGUACAAGGCGGACUACACCAGGUGGCUGUGCUACUGCAACGUGCCGCGCUUCUGCGACAGCCUGCCGCGCUACAAAACCACGCAGAUCUUCGGCCGCACGCUGCUGCGCGCCGUCUUCACCGUUAUGAGGAAGCAGCUGCUGGAGCAAGCCCGGCAAGAGAAGGACAAGUUGCCGCCCGAGAAGAGGACGCUCAUCCUCACACACUUCCCCAAGUUCUUGUCCAUGCUGGAGGAGGAGGUGUACAGCCACAGCUCCCCAAUCUGGAGCCAAGACUUUCUGGCAGGGGCUCGGGGGGGACAGAUACCUGUCCACACAGUUAUCAGUGCUCCUCCGGUGGCCUGGCCCCUGUACUACAGCAUCAGCCCAUCAGCGUCCGUGGAUCUCUCUGGCGGCGGAGGAAGUCCUGCCCGGAAAAUCGAGCCUAAUUCAGGUGGCGAGAAGCGCAAACCCUCCGAGCCCCUCCCCCAGGAGGACAACAAGAAGCCCAGGGUGGUGGGCGACAUCCCCAUGGACCUCAUCAACGAGGUCAUGGCGACCAUCGCGGACCCCGCCGCCAUCCCAGAGAACAGCCUCCUCUCGGCCCACUCGGCCCGGGACGAGGCGGCCCGCCUGGAGGAGCGUCGCGGCGUGAUCGAGUUCCACGUCAUCGGCAACUCUCUGAGCCAGAAGCCCAACAAGCGGGUCCUCAUGUGGCUGGUGGGCCUCCAGAACGUCUUCUCCCACCAGCUCCCCCGCAUGCCCAAGGAGUACAUCACCAGGCUCGUCUUCGACCCGAAGCACAAGACGCUGUCGCUGAUCAAGGACGGCCGCGUGAUCGGAGGGAUUUGCUUCCGCAUGUUUCCCUCGCAGGGCUUCACGGAGAUCGUCUUCUGCGCCGUCACGUCCAACGAGCAGGUCAAGGGCUACGGCACCCACCUGAUGAACCACCUGAAGGAGUACCACAUCCAGCACCACAUCCUCAACUUCCUCACCUACGCCGACGAGUACGCCAUCGGAUACUUCAAGAAGCAGGGUUUCUCCAAGGACAUCAAAGUCCCCAAGGCCAAGUACGUGGGCUACAUCAAAGACUACGAGGGCGCCACGCUGAUGGGAUGCGAGCUCAAUGCCAGCAUUCCCUACACCGAGUUCUCCGUCAUCAUCAAGAAGCAGAAGGAGAUCAUCAAGAAACUCAUCGAGAGGAAACAGUCCCAGAUCAGGAAAGUCUAUCCUGGACUCUCCUGCUUCAAGGAGGGAGUGCGGCAGAUUCCCAUCGAGAACAUUCCUGGUAUUCGUAUGUGUCUCCUGUUUUUUGAGUCACCUCUUUUUUCUUUGCUUUUAUUUUUAAAACUGCUUUCAUCAUCAGGUGAAACUGGAUGGAAGCCUCUGAUUAAAGGGAAGGAGGUGAAGGAUCCAGAGCAGCUGUACAUCACACUGAAGAACAUGUUGCAGCAUGUGAAGGGUCACCAGAAUGCUUGGCCCUUCAUGGAACCUGUGAAGAAAACAGAGGCACCAGGUUAUUAUCAAGUCAUCCGCUUCCCCAUGGACUUGAAGACCAUGAGCGAGCGGCUGAAGAGCAGAUACUACACCACACGCAAGCUGUUCAUGGCCGACAUGCAGCGCAUCUUCACCAACUGUCGUGAGUACAACCCCCCCGAGAGCGAGUACUACAAGUGUGCCAACCUGCUGGAGAAGUUCUUCUACAGCAAGACUAAAGAAGCCGGCCUGAUGGACAAGUGAGGAGUGGGAGACAAACACGGCACCUUUCCUUCCUUGCCAUGUGCCACCUAGGGCAGUUUGACUAUCAGAAAGCACUUUGUUCAUUUUUGCCAACUAAAGCAUUUUCUUUCUCUUUCGCCGCAAUUUGACUGCUGUUGACUUCAAAGCUCUGGAGAUAUUUGUGUGCUCUAAUUCGUCAAGUCUUAAUUUAUUCUUUGACAUUUGUACUGCAGUUAGACAACUUUCUACUUUGGAUGAAGAUUGUGCAAUACUCUGUCAUUUCUUGUGUUUUGUAACGGAAAAGAAACAUUUUGUAUGAGACGCCUGCACUUUGAUGCUUUUAUAGACGCAAUAAACAUGACGUCGCGCUA